AUGGUCGUUAAGUAUGCAGACGGCAAACCUCGCACGCACCGGAAACAUUCGGUGGUGUUCCCUUACCGGUUCGAUACUUUUACCAGUAGUGAUGAAAUACAAGUUAUUGACUCGAGUGGAUCCUUUGACUGUAUUUUUGGGAUGCCGUGGCUUGCGCGGCAUCGAACCGACAUUGAUUGGCUGAACCGUACUGUCCAGCCACGUGACAUCGAUGUUAAAGCGGUACUCGCAGUCCUUGAUUGCCCUGCCAUCGAACAGCGGUUCCUGAGUCAAGAAUUUAACCCGCAGCAGUGGCUUCGGGUGUCGCACGGUCGAGCAGCGAUUCCGCGCAUGCAAAAUCUUCCAAAACCGUUACCGAAGCAGAGGCUUCCGGUACGUCACGAGCGUGAAGUGGCACCCGUUUCCGUCCACGUUGAGGAUACCACGCCGAGGCAGGGGCCUCCGGCGAGUUACGCGGAAGCAGUGGCUUCCGUACGCCCAGUUGAUUAUCCGGUUUGUGUUUCUGUGUCGCGACGACGUAGACGGUGCCGUGCGCGUCAUCACUUCAUUGUGCCGUCGAGCUCUUCCCCGCCGACUCCGCUUCUUGAGACCAUUAAUGUCGUUAACAUGACUGGUGUUGAUCCAUCCAGCCAUCCGUCGCAAGUCGCAAUUCCGCCUCGCGAUGCGUCUGGAAUCACGCAGCUGCCGAACUUACUUGGGAAGAGAUGCUGCGUGCCAACACGGCAAACGAGAAACGACGGCGAGCAACUCCUGGCACCGUCCAACGUGUCGGUGUCUAACCAUUUGCGAACAUUUGUGGAGAGUCUUCGUGUCCGGAAGCAGUACGACUGCAGCGAAAUUGAACGUUCGCGUGGCGAUGGAGAAGUACUCGGAAAAAACGACCUCGGCUACUUAUGCCCGCAACCGAAACGCACUCAGUGGAUGUUCUUUUGUGGCGAUUGUCCGUUUUCCGAGGAGGAGCGCACGUGGAUUGGGAGUCGCUCACGAUAUCCGGAACAUCCGCGAGAAGUGUUGCGCGAGGUUCCUACGUAUCGCUAUUCGGGGGACAGCCGAGACAGCGAACGCGAUAAUAUCGUGUAUCCGGAACGAGGUUUGUCUGAGCGCGGGCGGCGCCAUGAACAGUCUGAGGCGGUUCACGAUAAUCCCGGUUUCUUUUUAGUAACUAACGUGGAUUUCCAGCGCUGUCAACCAGCGAUGGUGGACCGUCGCUCUGCAACGCAUCGUGAGGCACCGGAGUCUAAAAGACCGGUGCCGACUCCUUUGGUCGCGGCGCAUCUCCAGGAGGUUGAUCGGCGGGUGACGCUCGUAGACCAUGAUGCGAGCCAAGCACGGGAGCUGUCUGAGGCUGCGGAGAGUCUCGCGGAGGAGGCUUCUUCUGCGAUUGCUGGGUUCGCUCAGCAACCCAAGCGCUUGGAGCAGUCAAAUGCUGCUCUUCGACGAGACAACGCGGAGUUGCGCGGGCUGCGUCAGCCCAAUUCGCAAAGACCUCCGCGUUAUCGGGGAUCGCGUUAUGCAUCUGCAUCGGAUCAGUCGACGACGGGAGGACCGCCGGCUAGUAACGCUUGA
Molecule: messenger RNA, 1566 nt
Organism: Peronospora farinosa
Lineage: Eukaryota; Oomycota; Peronosporomycetes; Peronosporales; Peronosporaceae
Source: the annotation of a GenBank genome assembly